AUGAAGAUGUUGAUUGUGUUGUUGAUGAAUGUGCUGGUGUUCAGUGCCUCUGUUGUGUCCGCAGAGCAGAGUCAUGUGUCGGCAGUAGGAGACCCAGGAAUGCAGAGAGAUGGUCUGAGGGUGGCCUUUGAAGCUUGGAACUUCUGCAAUGAAGUUGGUCAAGAAGCUCCCCGCAUGGGUAGCCCUAGAGCUGCUGACUGUUUUGAUCUUUCAGGUUCUCUGACGCACAAGGUCACAGAAUCUGACAACAGACUGGGGGUGGGGAGCUCAUUUCCUGGCCUAAAACCAGAAUAUAUCAAUAAUACAGACCUUUAUGCAAUUGAAAAGGAAUUGUAUCUGGGUUCCAUGUGUGAAGUAGCAGACACGCCAAGGUCAUGGCAAUUUUGGAUGGUAAUGCUGAAAAAUGGAAACUAUGACACCAGGUCUGGGUUAUGUCCUAAGGACGGCAAAAAGGUACCCCCUUUUAGUCCGGGACGGUUUCCUUGUUUUGGACAAGGUUGCAUGAACCAACCCAUCUUGUGUCAUCAGCAGACACGGCUCAAAGAUGGAUUAAUGCAAGGGGGAUUCAAUGGUACUUAUGAUUUGGAUUCUGAUUGUGGAGUUGAACACGAUGGUGUAUCUUACUAUGAGGUAGUUUGGGAGAAGAAAGUUAAUGUUGGGAGUUGGGUGUUCAAACACAGGCUAAGGACUUCAAAGAAAUACCCUUGGUUGAUGUUAUACCUUAGAGCUGAUGCAACCAAAGGAUUCUCUGGAGGUUACCACUAUGACACAAGGGGAAUGCUAAAAACCCUUCCAGAGUCACCAAAUUUCAAGGUGAGGUUGAGCUUGGAUAUCAAGAAGGGUGGAGGGGCCAAGAGCCAAUUCUACCUUUUAGACAUUGGAAGCUGUUGGAAGAACAAUGGUGCUCCAUGUGAUGGAGAUGUACUCACUGAUGUCACUAGAUAUAGUGAGAUGAUCAUCAACCCUGAAACCCCAGCUUGGUGCAGCCCCACAGGGUUGGUUAACUGUCCACCAUUUCAUAUAACUCCAGACAACAAAAAAAUCUAUAGGAAUGACACAACCAAUUUCCCCUAUUCAGCGUAUCACUUCUAUUGUGCUCCUGGGAAUGCUCAACAGUUGGAGCAGCCAGUGAGCACUUGUGAUCCUUACAGCAACCCUCAGGCACAAGAGAUAGUUCAGUUGCUGCCUCACCCUAUAUGGGGUGAUUAUGGCUAUCCCACCAAAAAAGGUGAUGGUUGGGUGGGAGAUUCAAGGACUUGGGAACUUGAUGUUGGAGGGUUAUCAAGUAGACUCUACUUUUAUCAGGACCCAGGCACUCCUCCUGCCAAAAGAAUAUGGACGUCUAUUGAUUCUGGUACUGAGAUAUUCGUUAGCGACAAAGAUGAAGUAGCAGAGUGGACUCUUAGUGAAUUUGACGUCAUUCUAACACAAUCAGGGACCAACUUGAUAGAUAAGGCUGAGAGAAAGUAG
Messenger RNA from Sphenostylis stenocarpa, 1470 nucleotides. NCBI's taxonomy places the organism in Eukaryota, Viridiplantae, Streptophyta, Magnoliopsida, Fabales, Fabaceae. The record is from the annotation of a GenBank genome assembly.